AUGAAGUCGUUUGUUGCGGCGCUCGUACUCCUCGGACCUGCUCAAGCUGGUCUCCGCUUCCCUUGCUCAACGUUGACCUUCCAACGACUUGAUCCGGUGGUCCAACCGGGGUCACGGCCAUCGACCCACGUACAUCACAUUGUAGGUGGAAAUGCAUUCAACGCGACCAUGACAGGUGAUGUGGGUGAGAGGGCCACCUGCACGACGUGCCAGAUGUCUGAAGACUUCUCCAAUUACUGGACUGCUACGUUGUACUUUAAGCACCCCACCAAUGGCUCCUACCAUCGCGUUCCAGUUCUUCCAGUUCAACCUCUGUUGGGUGGUUCCAAUGGCGCGCAAGGUGGAAUUACCGUAUACUAUACGCAAUUCGAUUUGUCCCGGGAUAACCUGAAGCAGCAGCCCAUCAAAGCUUUCCAACCAGGCUUCCGUAUGACGGUGGGCAAUCCAGCUUCGACUUCUCGCCCACCUGUAGGCCUCACCUAUCAAUGCUUGCAAGGACAGAGUAGAGGUGCAGAGCUAUCUGACUUCCCAACCAAGCCAUGCUCGGGUGGCAUAUUUACUACUCAUCACUUUCCUGCGUGUUGGGAUGGGAAGAAUCUUGACAGUCCCGAUCACCAGUCGCAUAUGUACAACACGAAGCGUCUGAAUGGCUUUACAAACGAUCCAGCUUGUCCGGCUUCUCACCCAGUACGUGUCCCGCAGGUGACGUACGAGACAACCUGGGAUACAUCGAAAUUUAAUAGCUUGUGGCCCUCUGGUACCCCUAACCCUUUCGUCUGGAGCUUCGAGGGGACGAGCGGUUAUGGGACUCAUGCCGAUUAUAUGUUUGGUUGGAAGGGAGAUUCGCUGCAGCGUGCGAUGGACAAAUCCGAAUGCUUCUAUGACGGCUGUGGUUCGAUUAAGAAACAGGCAAUGGCUGUUGCCAACCAGUGCACUGUCAAGGACAUGGUUGGUGAAGAAACCGACGGAUGGCUUACGAAGCUACCGGGCAUGUAG
Molecule: messenger RNA, 996 nt
Organism: Westerdykella ornata
Lineage: Eukaryota; Fungi; Ascomycota; Dothideomycetes; Pleosporales; Sporormiaceae
Exons: 5
Coding region: 1-996 (331 amino acids)
Source: RefSeq, a predicted model, not a curated record